Mauremys reevesii (Reeves's turtle) is the source of this 1769-nucleotide messenger RNA. RefSeq names its product NUMB like endocytic adaptor protein (gene NUMBL). NCBI's taxonomy places the organism in Eukaryota, Metazoa, Chordata, Testudines, Geoemydidae. The coding region runs from base 132 to 1769 and encodes 545 amino acids. The transcript has 9 exons. The record is from RefSeq and is a predicted model, not a curated record.
CCGGGGAGGAGGCGGCCGCGGCGCGUGCGUGCGACACUGGAACCAGGGGCCGGGGCCGGAGCCGGGGGCGGCCGGGGGGGCCGCUCGGUGCCUGCGGAGCCAGCCAGCGCCCGGGCCCCGGCGGCGGCGCGAUGAACAAGCUGCGGCAGAGCCUGCGGCGGAAGAAGCCGGCCUACGUGCCCGAGGCCAGCCGGCCCCACCAGUGGCAGGCGGACGAGGAGGCCGUGCGCCGGGGCAAGUGCAGCUUCCCCGUGCGGUACCUGGGCCACGUGGAGGUGGAGGAGUCGCGGGGGAUGCACGUGUGCGAAGAGGCCGUGAAGAAGCUGAAAACAAGCGGGCGCAAGUCGGUGAAGUCGGUUCUGUGGGUGUCGGCCGAUGGGCUGCGGGUCGUGGACGAGAAAACAAAGGAUCUCAUCGUGGACCAGACCAUUGAGAAGGUUUCGUUCUGCGCCCCCGACCGCAACUUCGACAAGGCCUUUUCCUACAUCUGCCGCGACGGCACCACCCGCCGCUGGAUCUGCCACUGCUUCCUGGCCCUCAAGGACUCGGGCGAGCGCCUGAGCCACGCCGUGGGCUGCGCCUUCGCGGCCUGCCUGGAGCGCAAGCAGAAGCGGGAGAAGGAGUGUGGGGUGACGGCCUCCUUCGACGCCAACCGCACCAGCUUCGCCCGCGAGGGCUCCUUCCGCGCCCCGGCUGCCAGCCAGCCCGCCCAGCGCCAGCUCGUGCUGCGCCAGAUCCAGGACAGGAAGAAAGAGGCUGCCCCAGCUGCUGCCCCCACGGCGCCCCCCCCCCCCGCCCACCCGGGCAGCGACACCCCACCACAGGGGGCCACGUCGCCGGCGGAGAAGGGGGAGGGGGGCCCCCCGCACGCCAUCCCGCGCCGCCACGCGCCCCUGGAGCAGCUGGUGCGCCAGGGCUCCUUCCGCGGCUUCCCCGCCCUCAGCCAGAAGAACUCGCCCUUCAAACGCCAGCUCUCGCUGCGGCUCAGCGACCUGCCCUCCACCCUGCAGCGCAAGGGCGACUUCCAGGCCAGGGGCGCCGUGCCAGAGCUGGAAUCGACCCCAACCGGUGACAGCGACGGGAUCAGCGCCCUCUGCAGCCAGAUUGACGCCUCCUUCGCCCACCCGCCCGCCGACCCCUUCAGCCCCACAGCCGCCAACGGCACCGCCUCCCCCCCCGCGGGGCUCCCCCAAGGGCCGGCGGCCUGGGGCGAGCCCGGGGUGGGGGCCCCUUCGCAGGCCCCCUCAUUCCAGCCCGGACACAAGCGGACCCCGUCGGAGGCCGAGCGCUGGCUGGAGGAGGCGGCCCAGACGGCCAAGGCCCAGCAGGUGGCCGUGCCUGCGGCCCUGCCCGCCACGCUGCCCCCCUACCCCGUGAGCUACGACGCCGCGCCCGCCCCCCUGGGCAUGUUCCUGCCGCCCAGCCAGCCGUGGCCUCGUGCAGCGCCCCGUGGUGGGUCCCAGAUGGUGCCAACGUCUGCCCAGCUGCCGCCUCGAAUGGGGGCAAGGCCGGCCCCUUCCCCCCUGCUCUGCUGGGCCCUGCGCUGCCCUCCCCAGGCCCGCCCCAAGCCCGGCAGCGCUGCCCCCUGGGCCCCAGAGUCAGGCCAGCCGGGGGCCCUGGCCCCUCCGCCCCCCACCGCCCGCCCCGGGCCCAAGCCGGACCCCUUUGAGGCGCAGUGGGCGGCGCUGGGGACCAAGCCCCCCGGGGGGGCCGACCCGGGCAACCCCUUCGCCGGAGACCUGCAGAAAACAUUUGAGAUCGAGCUGUGA